CCACUGGCGAUUUUACUGCAUCGUGCUCUCUCUCGGCUCAAAACCCAGAAAGUGAGAGCUUAAACAUGUUUACAGAAGGCUUGGACGAAUCAGCUAUCAACUGGGUUAAGCAGCAGGAGAGGGAACCAGUUAGAUCCCCAUUAAUGGAGAAAUUAUCUCCUCAUGAACAAUUUCAUGUAUCUCCUCUUGCAUACAAAAGCAGAAGUUAUCUGUCUCCCCAUGCGUUGCCUCCUCUCAGAUUCCACUCCGGCUUGCUUGCACCUCAGAGCUUAAUGACACCUUGCCUAGACGACGAUGGCGAUGAAAGCAUUGGCUCGAUCUCUGAUGACGUCGGUGGUAGUUACAAUUUCUCUGGUGUUGAUGAAGAAGAAAUAGACAUUUCAGGGCCAAGGAGUGAUGGUUUAUUGGACAUACCCAAUAGUACAGGAGAGAUGUUUGCGCCAAAGCCUAGCACAAAGUUGAAUAGAUGGUUCUCGAAGGAGAACUUGAGGGUUGAGAUGCCAGAUGGUAACCGAAGACUCACUGAUGGUGGUUUGGGUAUCAGAAAAUUUGCCCCAGAAAAUCUGACUCCUGGAGUUGGUAGUAGCGGUAGGCUUCUCGAACAAGUUCAAAUGCAAACCCUAAGUGGUAUUCCCGGUCAUGGCAUGAGUAUUCUCAGAGGAAUCGAAGAUUUGGGGACACCAAGUGCACCUCCUAUUAUGGAAAUUGAAAGAGAGACUAAUGGCUUUGAGAUUGAUAAAGUAAGCAAGCAAGUUGAUGAUGGACUAUGCCGGCCUAGGGAAUCGGAGAGUUUUAACGGAGGGUGUAAGGAGCAUUUGGCAGAGACGAAACUGCAUUCAUCAAAUGUUGCAGAACUUGGUAAAGAAAGAGUGAUCAAAACGAAAAACCAAGGAAUAGAAGAAAAGAUCCCUUAUUGGCAAAGCAACACAUCUUAUAACACCAGUGGUCAGUAUGCCUGGCAGACUCUAAUUGCUUAUGAUGCUUGCAUCCGGUUAUGCUUACAUGCAUGGGCAAGGGGCUGCACUGAGGCCCCUGAGUUUCUGAGGGAUGAGUGCCUUCUUCUCCGAAGUGCCUUUGGGCUACACAAGUUUUUGUUGCAACCACGAGGUGUGCAGCCUGUAGAAGUGAGCGCUACUACAAGUGCAGAACCAGUUACCUCUUCGAAAGCAAAAAAGGUUGUUGGAAAGAUAAGAGUUGAAGUGAGGAAAAUCCGAAUAAUUCCAAGGCGAAAACUUAAGAGCACCUAUUCACAGCGAAGUGCAAUGUACAUGCAAGUGGGGGCGGAGUAUGUCCAACACAUGUCAUCAUUACUGAAAAGUGGCAUUAAUUCUCUUAAACUAGCCUCAUUUUCAGUGACAUCAGCAGAGUCAUUUUUAUGCUUCUUUCAGUUAAAGAGUGCCACAGAAGAAACACAACUUGAACCUAGUUCUGCCAUCUGCUUGCACCCAGGAAAUGGGGAUUACAAUGUGUUCUUCCCAGAGACUAAAGGUGAUGCUCUUUUGGUAGAAGUCCAGGACAAAAAGAAAUCAGUCCAAGGUCGCACCACAAUACCAGUUUCAUCACUAAUAGAUAAUCCAAAUGACAGAAUUCGAUGGUGGCCCAUAUACCAUGAUGACCAAGAAUGCAUCGGGAAGAUCCAGCUGUCUAUUGGUGGUAGUACCAUUACUUGUGAUGAGACUAGUCAGAUAAAGGGUGGACCUGUUGUGGAGACUCUAGCCUAUGAUCUCUUGCUGGAGGCUGCAAUGCAUGCACAGAAUUUUCAUUCCCGAAACUUGAGGUUGCAAGGACAUUGGCAGUGGUUGUUGGCUGAGUUUGCAGAUUACUAUGGAGUUUCUGAUUCAUAUACAAAACUGAGAUAUCUCAUACAUGUGAUGAAUGUGGCAACUCCAACAAAAGACUGCUUAGAGCUCGUCAAUGAGUUGCUUGUACCCAUUUUAAAGGCGAAAAGUGAAAAGAACUUAACUAGACAGGAGAAAAGUAUACUGUUGGAUUGUGAAACACAAAUUGAGAGUCUCUUGGCAACUGCUUUUGAGAACUACAAAUCAUUGGAUGAAAAAUCUCCUACGGGACUAGCAGAUGUGCUGGGCCCUACACAAGAGACUACAACACCAGCUCUGGUACCUGCUGUUGAAACAUACAUCCUCCUUCAUGACAUACUAUCUCCUGAAGCUCAGAAUACACUGAGAAACUAUUUUCAGACAGCAGCAAGGAUAAGGUGUCAAAAGCACAUGAUUGAGACGGAUGAGUUUGUAUCAGGCAACUCUGAAGGUUUCCUUAUGGACUCCAUUACCAUUUCAACUGCUUAUUUAAAGAUGAAGAACCUGUGUAUAAAUAUUGGCAAAGAGAUUCAGGCAGACAUCAAGAUUCACAAUCAACACAUACUCCCAAGUUCAAUUUACUUGUCAAACAUCACAGCUGCCGUUUACAGCACUGAGUUGUGUAACAGACUUAGAGGUUUCCUUGCUGCAUGGCCUCCAUCUAGUCCCCAACUUCAUGUCAAUGAACUAUUGAUAGCAAUUACUGAUUUUGAGAGAGAUCUUGAGUCAUGGAAUAUCAGUGCAGUACAGGGUGGUGUAGAGUCAAGGAGUUUGUUUCAUGAUUACAUAACAGUGUGGGUAGAGGAUAUGCAGCUUAAAUUACUUGAUCUUUGCAAAGCCGAAAAGGUUCCGUGGUCUGGAGUAACAACUAAUUAUUCCACUUCGCCUUUUGCUGAGGAAAUGUAUGAAAAAAUCAAAGAUUAUCUUGUAGAGUAUGAAGUAGUGAUCAAUCGUUGGCCUCAGUACUCCUUGGAGUUGGAAAAUGCUGUUGCCAAUGUGGAGAGAGCAAUUGUGAAAGCACUGGAGAAGCAAUAUAAUGACAUCUUGACCCCUCUGAAAGAUAGCAUUCCAAAGAGACUUAAUAUGCACGUCCAGAAGCUGACAAGAAGGCAGUUGACAACACUCUAUACCGUUCCCAAUCAAUUGGGAAUUUUUCUGAACACCAUCAAGAGAGUACUAGAUGUUUUGCACUGUAGAAUAGAGGAGGUCUUGAAGUCAUGGGCAUCCUGUCUGCCUCUCACUGGAGACAAGAAGUCAUUAUUUGGGGAGCAGAUGAAUGGAAUCACUGUCAUGUUAAGAACAAAAUACAAAAAUUAUUUGCAGGCGACAGUUGAGAAGCUUGUUAGCAAUAUGCAGGCUAACAGGAACACAAGGUUGAAGAGGAUUCUGGAAGAAAUAAAGGAAGAAGAUGGAGAGGCUGAAGUCCGUGAAAGAAUGCAGAUGCUCAUUUCACAUCUAAUUGAGUCAAUUUCUAACUUGCAUGAGGUCUUUACAAGUCAGAUAUUUAUUUCAGCCUGCCGUGGAUUUUGGGAUAGGAUGGGACAGAUUGUUCUCAAAUUUCUUGAAGGAAGGAAGGAAAAUCGAGUGUGGUAUAAUGGAUCGUAUUUUGCUCUUGGGAUCCUGGACGACACCUUCGCCUCCCAGAUGCAGCGGUUGCAAGGAAAUUCAAUGCAAGAAAAAGACUUUCAGCCGCCACGAUCUGUAAUUGAAGCUCGAUCCAUCCUCUGCAAAGACUCAGCAAAUGCAACAGAUGCCUCUACCUACUUCUACGUUUAGUGCUGAUAUGACUAACGGUAGCCAGCCAAAAAAUAAACAUGAUGAAUUAUGAAUAUAUAUUAACUUUGGAGAUUUUGGUCACCCACUAAUAUUUUCAAAUAAUAUCAUAGAAGUAUAUGAAAUAAGAGUUUUGUAGUUUU
This is a messenger RNA of Rubroshorea leprosula, 3733 nucleotides long. The record is from the annotation of a GenBank genome assembly. NCBI's taxonomy places the organism in Eukaryota, Viridiplantae, Streptophyta, Magnoliopsida, Malvales, Dipterocarpaceae.